Molecule: messenger RNA, 1998 nt
Organism: Punctularia strigosozonata HHB-11173 SS5
Lineage: Eukaryota; Fungi; Basidiomycota; Agaricomycetes; Corticiales; Punctulariaceae
Product: TPR-like protein
Exons: 12
Coding region: 144-1979 (611 amino acids)
Biological process (GO): cell division
Cellular component (GO): anaphase-promoting complex
Molecular function (GO): protein binding
Source: RefSeq, a predicted model, not a curated record
GCAAAGUACGCAAGAACGUCACGCGCGGGGUUCGCGUCGAACGCGACGCGUUCCGCUCAACGUCCCGUUCAUUAUCGAACACCGCUACGGGUUUUCUACACUUCAGCCAUUGACCACACUGUUGGUCUUCGAAGGGCGACAUUAUGGCCGGAGUGAGCCUGCAGCCGGAUCGGGAGAUGGCCGCGAACAUUCGAAGGGCCGUCAAGGACUGUCGGGAUCGCGGCCUCCUCUAUGCCUCCAAGUGGGCAUCAGAGCUUUACUUGGCACUCCCCAGCCACUUAAGACAGCCGCAAGCGACGGAUCAGCCCAUCCACAAUGGUUUCAACACCUCGACGCCGGCACGCCCGCGUUCGCCUCCGAUGAACAUAUCGUUCGACCUUCAGGGAUCCCCAUCAACAACCACGACCAUUGAGGGCGGUACUAGCAGCCAUCCUAUGGCCCCGAACUCGCACCCAUGGCUAGGAGAUAACGUCCUCGAUAUACAGGAUGAAGAUAAAGUCGACGUGGCGCGAGCGUGUAUGGAGGCCAAGGAGUUUCAGAGAGCCGCUUUCAUGCUGACAGGGUGUGUCGGACCCAAGGCUGCUUUUCUCGCUCACUAUUCUCAGUACCUGGCGGCAGAAAAGAAAGCAUUGAACGAUUGGCACGCAUUAGACGGCAAGCGAGGACAACCCGUUGCCCCCAUCAAUAAGGGCCUCCAGAGCUUGUGUGAUAAGGUUGUGCUUACGGGCGACCCAUGGAUCUUGUUUCUGCGAGCCUUGUUUCUCUACCGAUUAUCGCGGCGAGAGGAAGCCAUCGAAGCAGCUCUGCUGUCUAUUGCUGCAUACCCCUGGAACUGGUCGACGUGGCUCAUACUCAAGGAUUGCGUAGAAGAUGCCAACGAGCUCGCGGCCCUGAUACCGCUGAUACCCCUGCCCCCCAACCAUCCCCUUGUUCAAUUUUUCCAGAUCAAGAUCAUGAAUGAGUUGCAAAGUCCAACAGAAGAAGAUAUUGCCGUUUGUGACGCAUUGCUGCAACCCACACAUUUCCCUACCAGUUGCUGGGUCAAAGCACUCCGUGCGACUGUGUUAUACAAUAUGCAUGACUUCGCCGCCGCAGAGAUGCAGUUCGAGCAAAUAAUUCAGAUGGACCCAUUCCGUAUCGAUGACAUGGACAUCUACUCGAACAUUCUCUACGUACAGGACCAUCGGCUGAAGUUAUCCAGGGUCGCCCGCGAGUUCUUGAACCUGGAUAAGGAUCGUCCUGAGACAAUGUGUAUCGUUGGAAACCACUAUUCUCUGCGAGGAGAACACGAGCGGGCUAUCAAGUACUUUAAGCGGGCGGUGCUCCUCGACAGGACCUACACUUCGGCUUGGACGCUGAUAGGGCACGAGUACGUGGAGAUGAAAAAUUCGCACGCAGCUAUCGAAUCCUACCGAAGAGCCGUCGAAACCAACCGAAAGGAUUACCGCGCAUGGUUCGGACUCGGACAGGCGUACGAGUUACUGAACAUGCAUCAAUACGCUCUUUACUAUUUCCAUCGGGCCACGGCUCUGCGGCCCUAUGAUACCCGCAUGUGGCAGGCCCAAGCACAGUGCUAUGAAGAACUAGGCCGGACUCGCGAGGCGAUCGAAUGCUACAAGCGAGCCCUUAUUGCCGGCGCGGACCCGAACGAUCCUUCCAUACACGUGAAAGUCGCAAAAUUAUUUGACUCGAUCGGAGAGUUCACAGAGGCCACGGCACAUCAUCGACGGGUGGUAGAAGUCGCUCGGGCAACCGGAAAACCGAUCGCAGAGUACUCUCAGUCUGCCCUUUACGUCGCGCGCCAGCAGGUGCAGCAACUCAAUGGGGACCUGGAGCUCGCGAAAGACUACUUGGAGCAGAUCGUCCAGAGCAACGUGGAGGAGGUGAAGGAUGCCAGCGAAUAUCUGAAGAAAGUCAUGCAGAUGAUCGCAAGAAAUCAAACAGUAGCGCAUGGAGUUCCGAUUACUACGGUAUCAUAGCACAUGAUUGUGAUCUCAU